AUGAUGAAGGAUGAAAAUCCAAACAUGUUGACUGUCCAUUGUGUAAUACACCGAGAAAACUUGGUUGCCAAGAAAUUGUCCCCUGUUCUUAACAAGAUUCUUCAAAGUGUGAUCAAGUGUGUCAACAGCAUUAAAAGAAAUUCUAAAUCUGAACGUCUUUUUAAGCAGUUUUGUAUAAAUCAAAGUGCCGAACAUGUUCGAUUAUUGCUUCAUACAGAAGUAAGAUGGCUAUCAAGUGGAAACUGCUUAAAGAGGUUCAUGGAAUUAUUUGAUCAGAUUAACGACUUUCUUAGUGAUAAAUCUGAAAUGAAAUUGCUGUCAACAACGGAUGGAAAAGCAUUUGUCAGUUAUUUGACAGACAUAUUUGAGAAACUUGGAAACUUGAAUAAACAACUUCAAGGUGCAAACAUGACACUUAUUGAUGCCAAAGCAAAGAUUUUUGGAUUUAUUACAGCUCUCGAAUUAUGGAAAAAUAAAUUUUCCAAAAGAAAUUUCAGUGAACUUUACUGGUUGAGUAAAUGUGAAAUAACAAAUGAUGCUGGCAUUGUAAUUAUUGAUCAUUUAAAUAUCUUGAUAAAGGAUUUCAAUGACAGAUUUUGCGAUUUAAAGGCAAUGAAUUUUCCUUCUUGGUUAACUCAACCGCUUCUGAUUAACGUUUCUGAUGCUACAAUCCAAUACCAAGAAGAGUUAUCAGAAUUACAACAUGAUGAAUCAGUGAAGACUUUGUUUAAAUUGAAAGGUACAAAGAUGUGGCUAUAUGACGAGGUUGAAAGAAAAUAUCCUAAAAUUUCUACAUCAGCGAGAGAGCUACUGAUUCCUUUCCCUUCGUCUUAUUUGGUCGAAUGUGGUUUUAGUGCAGUUGAUAAUUUGCUCGAAGCCAAGAGAAACCGGCUUGAGAUUACAAAACGUGGCGAUUUACGACUGAAAUUAACAAAGUUGUCUCCUCAAAUUAAAAACUUGUGCUGUAUGCAUCAGGCACAGGGUUCUCACUAA
Octopus sinensis (East Asian common octopus) is the source of this 993-nucleotide messenger RNA. RefSeq names its product SCAN domain-containing protein 3-like. The coding region runs from base 1 to 993 and encodes 330 amino acids. The transcript has a single exon. The record is from RefSeq and is a predicted model, not a curated record. Lineage: Eukaryota; Metazoa; Mollusca; Cephalopoda; Octopoda; Octopodidae.